This is a messenger RNA of Boleophthalmus pectinirostris (great blue-spotted mudskipper), 4772 nucleotides long. It is a transcript of the gene stard13a, whose product is annotated as StAR-related lipid transfer (START) domain containing 13a. Bases 155 to 3406 code for a protein of 1083 amino acids. The transcript is spliced from 14 exons. NCBI's taxonomy places the organism in Eukaryota, Metazoa, Chordata, Actinopteri, Gobiiformes, Gobiidae. Gene Ontology annotation, molecular function: lipid binding; protein binding; GTPase activator activity. Gene Ontology annotation, biological process: signal transduction; actin cytoskeleton organization; regulation of Rho protein signal transduction. The record is from RefSeq and is a predicted model, not a curated record.
AUUGCGGCAGCGGUGGCGGCGGGACGAAGUGAAAGCAAAAUCUGACCGGAAUAACGGGACGCACGAGCGCGGAGGAUUUUACCGGUGUCAGUGACAGAAGAGCGAAGAGCUGAUUUGGGAACCUACGAGGGAAUAUGUGUUGGAGUGUACAGCAAUGAGCAGCCAGCGAAAGUCGGCGAAGCUACAGCUGCGGCGGUCGAUCAGUGAGCAACUGCGGGACUCCACGUCCAAAGCCUGGGACCUGCUGUGGAGGAAUGUCCGGGAGAGGCGUUUGGCAGAGAUUGAGGCGAAGGAGGCCUGUGAUUGGCUGAGAGCUGCUGGAUUUCCACAGUAUGCCCAGCUCUAUGAAGAUGCACAGUUUCCGAUUGACAUUUCUUCUGUGAAAAGGGACCAUGAUUUCCUAGAUAGAGAUUUGGUGGAGCCACUGUGCCGGCGACUCAACACUCUGAACAAGUGUGCCUCCAUGAAACUGGAUGUCAGCCAUCAAAGGAAGAAAGGGGAGGACUCAGAUGAAGAUGACCCGCUGGCAAUUAGCAAGAGGUGGACCUUUGAGUGGAGCAGCCGCCGUUGGUCGCGCCUCCAAGACUUCCUGUUGGACUCGACCAAUGACAGCAGUCCGACGGGGCGGGGGGCGGGGCUUCACAGCACAGUUAGCAGCGAGAGUGUCCUGACAGACUUGAGCGAGCAGGAAAUAACAGAAAUAUCCUCCAUCCACAGUGAAGACUCAACACUCGCCAUGCCUGAUUCAAUAUCUAUGGCCUCACUAUCCGCGUCCUACCAACCACCCCGGGAAAUUCCUCAUUACAACACUCUACCAAUCAAAAGGCAUAGUCAGGGGGGGCGGAGCAAAGCCAAGGAGUUUCUGAGGAAGAUGGAGUUGAUGCGGACAUGGGGGCCUUCAACGAGGAGGAAAAGCGCCACUCGGAGGCCGCCGUUGGUCAUCAGCGGGCCCGUUCUGCAGGGGGAGGAGCCACGGGCGCUACAGGUGCUACAGUGUACACCUAUCAGCCAAUUGGAAAACGGCAACAAACUGGACCACCAAAAUGAUGACAAUAGCGGCUCUAUCAGUCCUGUUUGCAACCAUAAGGAUAUGUCAACAGCAGGUAGCCCCGAUGCUGAGACUGUGAUGCCUGCUUUAACUGAGACCAGUCCCAAACCACGCACCGCUAACAAGAGGAGCAGUAAGUAUUUAGAAGACAUGGUGCUGCCUUCCCAGGGCAAAAGGACAGAGUGUGGACAGGCUCAGUUUGGGAAGAACCAGUUCCACUCUUAUGAAAACCUCCUAAUCCACAUCCCCAAAGACCACAAACCAGGCACUUUUCCAAAAGCACUAUCUAUUGAGAGUCUAGCGCCCGCCUCGGGGGACAACAGCCCUCAGACUGAAGUUCCUAAAAAUGGGCUGAGUAAACAUUGGUCGGGUAAACCCCUCUCCAAACCAUGCCCCGGAGCACCUCGAGGCAGCAGGGUCAGUGUGUAUGACAAUGUACCUGGGUCCCACCUGUAUGCCAGUACUGGGGACCUUCUGGACUUAGAGAAGGAGGAUAACCUGUUCCCCCACCUGGACGAUAUCAUUCAGCACGUGAGCGGCCUCCAGCAGAUCGUAGACCACUGGAGUCGGAGCGUUCUGCCCGAGGGGGACAUGGGGGAGGAGGAGGGGGAGGACAGGACCACCCCGAGCGAAGGGGACAGGGACGGAGUGUCUCUCAAUGACACUGACUCCACCGGAACCAGUCGAGAGAGAAGAGAUUCUGGGGUGGGGGCAUCUCUUACAAGACCACGACUACGCUGGCCCAGUUUUCGGACCUCUGAUCAUCUCAACCAGCCCUCCUCGUCCCUUCACAUCAGCAGCCAGUCUGCGGGACAGCUCAGUCUGCUGCAGAAGUUCUCACUCCUGCGCCUCACCGCCAUCAUGGAGAAAUACUCCAUGUCCAAUAAGCAUGGAUGGACCUGGUCCGUGCCCAAGUUUAUGAAGCGCAUGAAAGUCCCUGACUACAAAGAGAAGAGUGUUUUUGGAGUGCCUCUCAUCGUACAUGUCCAGCGCUGUGGGUUUCCUCUCCCCCUGUGCUUACAACAGGCCCUCAGCCACCUCCGAACACACUGUCUGGACCAGGUAGGGCUGUUCCGUAAAUCAGGAGUGAAAUCUCGUAUCCAGGCUCUUAGGCAGCAGUGUGAAGUGUCUCCAGACUUUGUGAGCUAUGAGGACCAGUCAGCGUAUGAUGUGGCAGACAUGGUCAAACAGUUCUUCAGAGAUCUACCUGAACCGCUCCUCACCAGCAAACUUGGAGAGACCUUCCUCCACAUUUAUCAAUAUGUGCCAAAGGAGCAGAGACUGCAGGCUGUCAGGGCGGCCAUCUUGUUGAUGCCAGAUGAAAACAGAGAGGUGCUACAAACUCUGCUCUUCUUCCUCCGGGACGUGACUUCGAUGGUGGAGGAGAACCAGAUGACUCCAAUGAACUUAGCUGUUUGUUUGGGACCAUCACUUUUUCACCUGAGUUUAUUCAAGAAUGAAACACUAUCACCAAGGUCUAUUCAGAGGAAGUACACAACAGGACGUCCUGAUCAGAAGGAUUUGAAUGAGAACUUGGCCGCUACCCAGGGUUUAUCACAUAUGAUUGCUGAGUGCUACCGCCUUUUCCAGAUCCCGGAGGAGAUGGUGACUCAGUCUAGGAACUCAUACAUGGAGGCAGAGCUGCUGGCGCCCCCGCUGGACGAACUUGGUAAAGUCCAUGAUGAGGAGGUGGAUGAGGAGGAUGAAGAGGAGGACGAGGAAGGAUCCUAUCACACACACAUCGAAAAUCUGAUCCAACAUCUUCUGAAAGAGGCCAAGGACAAGAGCAAAGGCUGGGUGUCACGGCCCACCAUCGACCACACUGAGCUGGCCUUCAAAAAGGUGGGAGAUGGAAACCCUCUCCGGCGCUGGAGGAUCAGUCUGGAGGUGUCAGCAGCUCCCUUUGAGGUGCUGCAGCGGCUGUUGAAAGAGCGCCCCCUGUGGCAGACUGACCUACUGCAGGAGAAGGUCCUGGAAACUCUGGACAAGCAAACAGAUGUGUAUCAGUAUUCUUGCCGCAAUAUGGCACCACAGUCCAGCUCUGACUAUGUGGUACUAAGGUCUUGGCGCACAGACCUGUGCAGAGGGUCUUGUGCUCUGGUGUGUGCCUCAGUGGACCAUGAGGACAGCCCUCGGACCGGAGCUGUGAGGGGGGUGGUCCUGGAGUCCCAGUACCUCCUGGAGCCCAGCGCAACAGGGCGCACCAGACUCACCCACAUCUGCAGAGUGGAUCUCAGAGGAAGAUCUCCAGAAUGGUACAAUAAAGCUUUUGGUCACCUCUUGGUAAAUGAAGCCCAGAGGGUCAGGUCCUCCUUCCAGACCAUGGAUUCACCCCAGAGUCCCGAAGCCAAACUCUGACCCAGAAAUCAAGCUCUAUCUCGGGGGGACACUGCCACAUCAGCGGGACACACAGACAGACAGGUGUGAGCCUUUGUCCUGAGGUGGGCUCUGAACAGUCACCGGGAGACCAACCAUUUUGCUGCUGAACUAAUCUGAGCUUCACUGCACCACAUUGUACUGAACUACAGUCAUUUACAUUCACAAAAAGAUAUUGAUAAAAUGGCUUUAAUGGGCUAUUAAUAUAUUCAAUUAUUUUUAUGACAGGACUUAGAACUAAAAAAAAAAAGUUCUGUCAUGUAAGUCUGUGUAAUGAUUUGAAAUGUUUUGGCGUAGAUGGUUUAUUAUUAAUAUUAUGAAUUAAAUUUGAUUUCAUCUUAAUGUUUGUUCAUUUAUAAACAAAACCAAAUGCCAAUUGCAAUCAUAUUGUAUAUUUGUAUUAAGCAAUAGCUAUACAUGUUUUUGUUUAUUUUACAUUUUAUUUUAAAUUAUUUAACUACUAUUAUUUAUGUCAGUGAAAUAUUAAUAUAAUAUAUAUGCUUUAGUAGUAGAACUGAGAAGCUGGAUGACAAAAUCAGCAUUAGCAAUAGCCUCCUGCUCUUGUGUUGACGCACUUAUACAAAGCUUUCUAUGCAGCAUAACUCUUUCUGAAUGCUCUGCUCAAAUGACUGGGUUCAGUACAAUGGUGCACAAACCAGUGCUUCAACAAAAGUAAACUGUCAUUGGGUCCAUGAGAUUUGGUUUGGGCUUAAGAUGUUAAUAUCAUGGUUAUACUUUGAUCACUAUUUUAAACGCAUCUAAAUGUUAUUUUAACAUAUUAAUGUCCUUUUAUGUAUCUCUGUAUAUGGUAUAUCUGUUGCUUUUGCAGUCAUGUUUUACUAUGUCUAAGACAUGUGACCAUUUCACUGCUUCUGGGAAGCACGUUUGAACCAGUGUGAGUGUGGCAGAUCAGGCGCAUUGUAAAUAUGUCAGCACAUCCAGCAUCACAGCUUCACCCAGGGUCUUCCUCAUACUGAUCAUAUUGAUACACUCAAAUGUGAACUUCACCAAAGCAAUAGCAGAAUCCAAGCUUGCUCUGCCUGGCCCUGCCUCGGCUUCUUUAGUUUCAGCUGUUGGCAGCAUAGGUACCAUUUUUCUGUGAUACAAAUCUUGUCAGUGUUGAACCCUGAGGAUGCCGUGAGUGGAUGGCGUGUAUGUUAUGUGCUGUAGAUAUAUAUAUAUUUGUGUGUGUGUGUGUGAGUGUGAGAGAGAGCGCGAGAGAAAGAAAGAGGACGGGGGCUUUGUGGACCUGAGCUGAUCUCUGAACGGGACAGCUCCAAACUUCAGACCACAGGAAGUGUUGGUUCUUUCUGACAAAACAAAUAAAUGUUUCUAAAAGAAAAUAAAA